This is a messenger RNA of Syngnathus acus (greater pipefish), 1207 nucleotides long. RefSeq names its product proteasome 20S subunit alpha 8 (gene psma8). The transcript has 7 exons. Gene Ontology annotation, cellular component: proteasome core complex, alpha-subunit complex; nucleus; proteasome core complex. Bases 114 to 869 code for a protein of 251 amino acids. The record is from RefSeq and is a predicted model, not a curated record. Lineage: Eukaryota; Metazoa; Chordata; Actinopteri; Syngnathiformes; Syngnathidae. Gene Ontology annotation, biological process: ubiquitin-dependent protein catabolic process.
CGCAUGCGCCGUGCUGGACUAGCGGCAUCGUUCGAUUUACGGCUAAAAACUAGCUGAAUCAUUUGGCUAAAGUCUCCCAUUGACUCUUCUCAUUGCACACUUCUUGCGAGGUUAUGGCUGCAAGAUACGAUAGAGCCAUCACCGUCUUCUCCCCGGAUGGCCAUCUCUUUCAAGUGGAGUACGCCCAAGAAGCUGUAAAGAAAGGCUCCACAGCGGUGGGAAUCAGGGGCAAAGAUAUUGUCGUCCUCGGAGUUGAGAAGAAAUCGGUAGCAAAGUUGCAGGAAGAGAGAACCGUCCGCAAGAUAUGCGCCCUCGACGAGCAUGUCUGCAUGGCGUUUGCAGGGCUGACGGCAGACGCUCGUAUCGUGAUAAACAGAGCGCGUGUUGAGUGUCAGAGUCACCGCUUGACUGUGGAGGAUCCCGUCACUGUGGAAUACAUCACACGCUACAUCGCCACCUUGAAGCAGCGUUACACCCAAAGCAACGGUCGCAGGCCAUUUGGCAUCUCUGCUCUGAUUGUCGGCUUUGACGACGACGGGACCCCUCGGCUGUAUCAGACUGACCCGUCGGGAACCUACCAUGCCUGGAAGGCCAACGCGAUUGGCCGCAGUGCCAAGACGGUGAGAGAGUUUCUGGAGAAGAACUACACGGACGAAGCCAUCGCCGGAGACAAUGAGGCGAUCAAGUUGGCAAUCAAAGCUUUGCUCGAGGUGGUCCAGUCGGGAGGGAAAAAUAUUGAACUGGCUGUAAUCAGACGGAAUCAACCACUCAAGAUCCUGGAGUCCAAAGAGAUCGAGACUCUGGUGGCUGAGAUCGAAAAGGAAAAGGAGGAAGAGGCUGAAAAGAAGAAGCAGAAAAAGUCGACUUGAAAUAUUUUUUUUUUUUUUUUUUUUGGAACUUGGAUAUGGAAGUAGCCUUUUGGGGAGGAUAAAGGGGGACUGAUAACUCAUUUAUUUCACUGUAAAGAAGUGAAUCCUAACUUGAGAUGUACCAUCCCUCCAGCUGUUCCAAGUGUGUAAAUACUCAUACAUACACACAGCACUCAAGUUAGGCUUCACACACGGACAUUUUUCUAUCAUUCAUCUUUGCAAGUGCUUUGAUGGUGACAAAUAUCACAUGUCCAAAACUAACCGUUCGGAUUUGAAAUCGGGAAUAAAAGAUGACUUGUUUAUAAAAGUCUUCAUUCAUAUCAUGGCGCAAAAAAAAA